GCAGGCAAACCUUGCGACGACGGCAAUAGGUGGGAGAAGGAGAUGGGAAGAGGAGACUGGAAAAGUAAAGGGGGAGGGAGGCAGUGGUGAUUGUGGUGCACUAGCGAUGGGGAAAGGGUCAGGCGGCGAGGCCCGGCGUGGAAGGCGGGAAGAGUGACAGCAGUGUGCGUGGAGCAGAGGAGGGUGGUGAUGGGGCAGGUACGCACAAGCAUCGCAAGAGGUAUUUCUCUCGGAGUGCGGAAGUGGAUCGGGGGCGAACAAGGCGGUGACGGCAGAAGGCGGGCGCGAACGCCUGUGGUGGAGGGGAAAUUAGUGAAGCGGCAGGAGGAGUUGUUUGUAAUACAGUAGUCGGAUAGAGAGGGACGAGAGAGGAGGUUCGGGGCGUGUGUUAUCGAUUGUCCUGUGGGAUCGAAGGCAAACAGUUCAGUGACGGUGGGAGCUGGAGGAAGGGAGGAGAGCGACGGGGGAGGAAGAGGAGAUUGUUGGUCGCUAGUGGAGAGGAAGGGACGAGCAAGGAGGUACGGGGGUUGUAGACGGUAAAAGCGGCAGGGAUGUAAGGGGAGUAGUUUGUUGAUGUAGCGGGCAAUCACUAGGACGGGAGAAGGCGGCGUAUGUCGUUGGACACGUUUCCAUGUGGAUAGCGGGUGACUAAUUGGUAACCGUGGGAGGAGAAGCGAAUGCUUUGUGGCGGGUAGUGGAAGAGUAAAACUAGAGGCAGACGGCGGUUGUGACGUAGGGACAGAAACUGACGGAAAGUAGGUUUGGGAGUGUGGUUUUAAGUAUGCUGGUAGAUCGAAGGCAAUCAACCUAGUGGCGGCAAUAAUUGGGCGCAUAGCUGUGGGAAAGGAGGAGAAGAGUAUAGGGUACCGAGUAGGUGAUUAUCGUACCGUGUGCGUGAUUGCAUCAGCCAGGGAAGGUUUGCACGUGACUAGGGUUUCGUCGAGGGCAGUAGGACGAUAGAGGUGAGUGAGAAGACGGAAGAAAUAUCUUCCUCUGUUGCUACGUUUUGACUUCCGCGCCGAGUCUUACUUUAAUCUUUAGGGGCGUUCCGGUUUACGGAGUGAGGACGUGAAUCGGAGAGAAAGUGUAAGGUGGGCUGGGUUGUUUUGACUUGUCUAUUUCUGUGUCGUUGUGGAGAUGGCUAGUAGCGCGCCGCCUUCCGGGGGGGGCGGGUUCGAUAUACAGCGUUUUUUCGGAAGGCAGCAGAUGGGCGGUGGUAAGCCGUCAAUGUCUGCGCCGGCGAACUUCGCUACAAUGCAGGGGGGAAUGCAACCGCAGCAGUUGUCGUCGACUUCGGCGCCGCCGCAAACGAUGGGGCGGCAUGCACACGAAUCGGCUCCAGCUGGACCAUCCCAACCGCAGCCGGGCAUGAAUUCUCAUUUCUUCUUGCAUCAUGAUUACGCUCCUCCUCCACCUCCUCCAACACAGGCGCCAAGUGGAGGGUCUGCAUCUUACAGUGGGCCUCAAGCGAAUGCACCGCUGCCUCUUCCCCCAGGACCGUACAGCAGCAGCGCGCCCGCGGUACUCGGGCAUAUGCCACAGCAGCAGCAGCAGCAGCAGCAGCAGCAGCAAGGGCAGCAACAACUGUCGGGUCUGUCUCCCGAAGGGCAGCGACAGGGGCAACAGCAGCAACAGCAGAGUCAAGGUCAGCCGCAGGCAGUUCAGCAGUCUCAAGUGGGCGGUAGGGGCUCCAGUGGUUCCUCUGCUGCGGCGACGCUCGACGGGGCGUUGUUGAUGCGAAUACUCACGUCUCAGAGUUCAAUCGAUCGCUCGCAUGGCGCCGGGCCGACGAGUAUGAUGAACGUGGCUACGCCAUCGUCGCAAUCGAUGCCUCCAGCUGCGGCAGCUGCCCAGACCGGGUCGAAGGGGGGAGAGGGAACAUCCACGUCAUCAUCAUCCUGUCUUCAGCUGCAGCAUCAGCAACAGCAGCAGCCGUCACUGUCGUUGUCGUUGGGCACAAGCGGAGCGGGAGGGGGGGAAGACGAAAGCCGUCGAGGUGAUGUUGCGGGGCCACCGUCUUCGGGAACAGCCGGGAUCUCGGCUGCGAGUCUGCAGCAGUCAGUCAUGGCAGGCGAAGACGCUACAGCAACGGGACCCGGAGACGGAGGGGGACCGUCCGGGGUGGAGGGAUCGAUAUGUGGAAUGGGAAGCGGAGCGGUCGCGUCGGCGUCGCCGUCUGUUCUGAAUUCCGCGCCGCUGCUCCCGACGAGUUUGUCAAGGGUGGGGAGAAAGGCUAUGGGCAGGGUACUGACAGGAACGCACGUGCAGUUUGACAUCGAUCGUAGGCAACCGGGAGAGGCGCAGCCGCAGCUCGAGGUUUCCCCGAUCACCGUUUACGGCUCGGAGUACGUGUUGGCGCUGGGAAGACAUAUUGCCGUGAACAAGAAUUACAUAUGUUAUGGGCUUCGGCAGGGGACUAUCAGGAUUUUGAACAUAAACACGGCGCUGAGAGCACUUUUGCGGGGGCACACGCAGAGAGUGACAGAUCUAGCAUUUUUCGCGGAGGACGUGCACCUUCUUGCCAGUGCGGGGGCAGACGGCCGGGUAUUUGUGCGGAGGAUUGAAGAGGUAAGCGAAGAGGGGAUGGGGCAGAUAGUUGAGCAAGUGAUCGCGGGUCUUCAUUUCACAGGAGCGGUGGAGUUCCACAAUUUGCGCGUGGCGUGGCAUCGUCAUCAGCAGGACGUUUUGAUGGUCGCAGUAGGCUGCUAUCUCUGCUACGUGGAAGCUGGUCGGGUGGCUAUGGGGUCUUCGCCGGGGGGUGUUGUUGAGGUUGACGUAAGACAACCGCCUGAUGGGGUCUUCGUGAUGGGCGGUCACUCUGGAGACAUCAUGGAUGUUGUGGUGUCGGUUUCCGGCGACUUAACGGCCACGUCCGCUAAGGAUGGCCAGGUGCGGAUCUGGGAUGUGGAUCGACGUGCGGUUGCUGUCUUGACCCCUCAUGCGGGUCUUCCUGUCAGCGGGGUUGCGUUCCUUGCCCCGCAGGACAGACCUGCCAGCACCGCGCUCAUAACGGGCGGCCCGUUGAACCGAGAAAUCAAGCUCUGGGUCCCCGUGAGUUCGGAUCCGUCAGACAAUUACCGAUGUGUUCAGACGCUGGAGCUGACGUCUUCUUCUUCAGAGGACGUCGAGAAGGCUUUCUUCAAUCAAAUCGCCGUUCUACCCAAAGUAGGACUUGUCCUUCUUGCGAACGCAAAGAGGAACGCCAUCUACGCCGUCCGCGUAGACUACGGGGAAUGGCCGAUGGACGGCGAGAUGCGCAUGACCUACUUAGCAGAGUUCUGUGUGACCAUGCCUAUUCUGAGCUUCACCGCCUCCAGCGAUGGAUACGAGGGAGGCGAGGGGCAGGUGCAGAUCUAUUGUGUACAGACGCAAGCGAUUCAACAAUACGCUCUGGACUUAUGCCAGUGCCAGCCGAACGAGUCCAGACCGGCGCCAUUGGGUUUGGCCGUCACUGCUCCUCCCUUGGUUCCCGUGGUCCCGAUACCGUCCAUCGCAGUGCCGUCCCUUGUGGCGAUGCUUCCGAACCAGAGGCAGUUCCAAGUCACGGACAUGAAGUCUUCCGUGCAGAUGAGUCAGCCUCUGGUUGCAUCUGCUGGCAAACCCUCGCCCUCUGCGCCAGUCCCUUACGAGGCGACGGCUCUCGAGGGCUCAGCGGUUGGCGGAGCGCAGGAAGUGGUGGGGAGGGUGCCGAUGCUGUCCGAGCUUGAGUCUGUGUUUGCUAGAUCGAGCAAGGAAGACAGAAGUGGGGAGAAGGUAGGAGGAGGAGAAAGCCGGGAAGUUGUUGGCAUGCGGGGUAUGGAUGGGGAUGACGUCAACGAGGUGGUGGAGCAGAUGGCAGGCCGGAGAGGCGAUAGGGAGCUAGAAAGGCUGGAGGAGAAAGUGGGACGCGCUCGCUCAAGAAGUCCGCGACGCUCGAGAAGUCCUGUCAGCCGGAGGAUCACGGUGAAAGAUGUGAUUGACAAUCUUGGUGUUGGCGGCGGCGGCGACGAGGAUGCCAGGUCGUUUGGGGCUUUUGUCACCGGCCCGAGCCCUCCGCCCGUGAUGGAGCCCGGAUUUGAACCGACGGCGCCCCCGGCUCAUCUGUUAACGCCCUCGGAGCUGAUGAACAUGGUCGCGCGCUCGGUUCAACACAGCGAGGCUUCACGGAAGCCUGCAAACAGAAUGCAAGAUGGCGAUCUUGCGGAGGGGGGGGGGGCAUCCGGUCUUGCAGGCUCGGCGAGGGGGGGCCUGAAAGUUACUCCGGGCGGCAAAGCGGAGGUCCUUCCUUCGACGGGGAAGGAAGAAACGGAGGACGUGCUGAAGAAUGCCAAAGGCGGUCCCGGGAGUGCUGGAGCGGGAGGGGGAGGAGGAGGAGGAGGAGGAGGAGGUGCGUCUCUAGGUCAGACCGAAAUCAUUGGGCAGCGAGGAGCGAAGGAGAGAGAGGUGGCAGUUGAUGCUGAUAGAGUAUUGCGGCCUGAUUGGAAGAGUGGGCGAAAGGUAGCCAUAAAGGGGGGUAUGGAGGAGGCGAGUUCCGUGUCGAAAGAUGCGAAGGAACGUGAGAGCGGGAGCAAACGAACUCUGGAGAAUGGGGAAUCGCUGGAGGUGACCGGAGGAGGACAAAUGGCUGCUGCGGCCGAUGGCAACAACCAAGCUAGUGCUGCGGUAAUGCGGGAAAGCACCAGCGUGGAGAAACAACGGGAUGUGACCGCUGGCGAUGGCCGCGAGGCAGGAGUUGAGCAAGGGUACGUGUCUAUCAGAGAGGUGGACGCUGCCUUGUCAGCUUCGGCUUGUGCGCCGCCGGAUCUGGAUCUGGGGUCCUUUGCUUCGCGAGAUGACGUCGAUGCUCCUAAGAGGUGGCACGGCAAGAAGGCUGUUUCGUCGAUGAGUUCAGGAGGCGGCGGUGGUGGUGGCAAACACCAAGCGAGUGCAGCGGCACUUUCUCAGCCUCACUCUGCCUCGCCGUUUUUGUCUUCCGACUCGUCGUCGGAAUCGUCCGCUCAGGCGGCGGAGAUGGCGAAGGCUUUGGCGGCGGGAACCUCCGCUUCCAGCGGCGGGCUUUCGGGUGCGGCGGCGGCUGCGUCCGUGCAGUGCGCGAUGCCAGGGCGGAUGGCUUCGCCGCCGCCUUCGCAGGCGACUGCAGCGUUCUCGUGCGGGGCUGGAAUACCGUUGCCGUCGUCUUCCAUGGAGCACUCUUCUGGCGCGUCCUCGUUGAUGGGGACUCGUCACGCGGUACAGGACUCCUCCUUGCCUGCCCACAGCUUGCGCGGCUCAUCGGAAGAGGUUGCUCUCACCAAAGCGCUCCCGACGAUGGUUGCCGUCAGCAUGGCAGGCGAUGCGCUUCUCGCCCAGAUGAAGCAGAUGCAAGAGUCCAUGCAGGCUCUCGUCGACGCGCAGAAGGAGAUUGCGAGGCAGCUGCCUCAGCAAGUGGCAACGGCUGUGUCCAAGGAGGGGAAGAGGAUCGAAGUGGCCCUCGGGCAGAGGAUGGAGAAGGUGAUCAAGGCGAACGCGGACGCACAGUACGCACGCAUUCAGGAGGAGACGGUGAAGCGAGAGAAAAUGGAAACCGAGAAGGUGCAAAAGAUAACCGCUGCUCUGACACAAGCAAUAAGUCGAGACAUUCCCAUUGGUUUGGAGAAGUCUCUGAAGAAGGAGUUCGCUGCCUUGGGCCCUGCUGUAGCGAAACAGUUGCUGCCUCCGCUUUCAGAUGUUUUCCAGAAGUUUGUGAUGGAUAAGGUGGCUCCUCAGAUGGACAAGGCGUUGUCAGUGAAGCUAGAGUCGGUCCUCGUCAAGCAGAUGCAGACUCUGCAGCUGCAGACGCAAGGGCAGAUGCAGACGAUUGUUAAGCAGGCUUUGCAGGAUUCCAUGCGCUCACACUUCCAGCAAACGGUGAUCCCUUCGUUUGAAACAGCGUGCAAAACGAUGUUUGAGCAAAUGGACCAGGCCUUCCGCACUGGCAUGCAGGAACACACCUCUCAUGCUCAGCAGCAGCUUGCGUCGUCGCACACGGCUCUGGCGUCGACUCUUCAGGAGACUGUCGCAAAUGCGAGUGCUCUGACGACCACCUUGAGAACCGACAUUGCGGAUUCCCAUCGGAAGUUGCUGACGAUGCUGGAGACGGCAAGUUCUAGGGUGAUGGGCAUGCCGAAGCAGAGCAAUGGAGGCCUGCCCGACAAGGUUUUGUCUCUGCAGCUCGUCGAGGAGUCGUUGGAUCCGACGAUAGAGUUAUCUCGGCUAGUGGCGGAACGCAAGUACGAGGACGCCUUCAACAAGGCGCUCAGUCAGAGUAACGUUGCGGUGGUUUCUUGGCUUUGCUCCCAGAUUGACGCGUCGGCGCUCUUCGGAAUCCAACCCUUACCUUUGAGCCAAGGCGUGUUGUUGGCUCUUGUGCAACAGCUUGGCUGCGACUUGAAGAAUGACACGGCAAGGAAAUUGGUAUGGAUUCAGCAGGCGGCGCUUGCACUCAAUCCGCAGGAUCCUCUGCUUGCUCGUCACAUGAGAGGAAUCUUAGAACAGCUUUAUCAGCACCUCCAUCAACAGGUGCCGUUGUUGAAUAACAAUGCAGAUAUGGCAGGCAAGCUGCGGCUGGUGAUCCAUCUCGUGAACUCGCUACUCGUGUCCUGUAAGUAAAACGUUCGUUGAUUGAUUGUGACGGUGGUCUACUGAUUGGGGGGUGGGGGGUGGGGGGGAGGAAUUUCAACGCCAUGGAGUGCGUCGAACUUUGACUCCUUGUCUCUUGUAAGUACGUCGAUAGGGCGGGUGGUUGGUGGGUGGGUGGGUGGGGAGUUGGGGGAUUGAGGAAUGUGAUUGACGUGAACUCCCCCCUCUUCGUCUCUCAUGUAAGUAAGUUAGUUUGGUGGUGGUUUUCUGAACGAGGGAUUAUUGCUUGCGACACGGAGGUUGUUGCCGACCUACUGCUCUAUUAUAGCUGCAGAGGGAUUUCAUUCACCAAC
Chara braunii is the source of this 6929-nucleotide messenger RNA. NCBI's taxonomy places the organism in Eukaryota, Viridiplantae, Streptophyta, Charophyceae, Charales, Characeae. The record is from the annotation of a GenBank genome assembly.